UCUGGGGUGUGACUGUGGCGCGGGGAGGAGGUUAGCUGUCCUCCUCAGCAGCGAGGAGGAGGAGGAGGAGGAGGAGAGAUGGCCGCUGGAGGAGCAGGAUGCGGAGAUGCGGAGGAACAGUACCGGGGCGAGGUGGAGCGCCUCAGCAGGGAACUGUCCGAGGCCAACAGGGAGAAGGUCCGGGCGGCGGAGUGCGGACUCAUGGUCCUGGAGGAGAACCAGAACCUGAAGCAGCAGUGCGCAGAGCUGGAGGCCGAGCAGGAGGCUCUGAGGCUGGAGCUGGAGCAGCUACAGGAGGCGUUUGGUCAGGCUUACUCUACUCAGCGUAAGGUUGCUCAGGAUGGAGAAACCAACGAGGAGGCCCUGUUGCAAGAGUCUGCCACCAAGGAGGCAUACUUCAUUGGACGCCUUGUGGAGCUCCAGUCAGAGCUGAAGCACAGCCGGACCAUUGCCUGCACCACACAGACCCACAAUGAGCAUCUGAGCACGCUGCUGCAGGAACUCAGGGAGAGUCAUGAAAUGUCGGAGCUGCAAAGAAGCCGGAUGCAAGAGGAGAUCAGGGAGUACAAGUUCCGGGAGUCACGGCUUCUCCAGGAUUACACAGAGCUGGAAGAAGAGAACAUCUCUCUGCAGAAGCUGGUGUCAGCACUGAAACAAAGCCAGGUGGAGUACGAAAGCUUGAAGCAUCAGAUCAAAGUUCUGGAGGAGGAAACGGAGCUCCUCAACAGCCAGUUGCAGGAAGUGUUGCGCCUGAAGGACAUCUCUGAUGCUCAGCUAGAGGAGGCACUGGAGUCUCUGAAGAGUGAGCGUGAGCAGAAAAAGCACCUGCGUAGGGAGAUUCUCCACCAUCUCAGCAUGUGUGGCGUGGCGUACACUGGCAGCGCUCAUCUGAUGUUCACCUCUGCCCCCCCCAGUGGCACCGCCACCCCAACAUCGCUGCUCUCACCAAGUGCAGAAGACCCCACAAGGUGUAAUGGUCACCAGCAGGGUGGGGCAGUAACAGGCCUGUGGGCCAGGCCUACUGGGGAGUGCAUGGGACCGGCUCCGACAGCUGAUGGUGGAGCUACAGCGGACCUCUUCAGUGAGAUCAGCUUGAUGGAGCUUCAGAAGCUCCAACAGCAGCUGGUGACGGUUGAACACGAGAAAGCAGCUCUGAGGAGCAGCCUGCACGAGUCCCAGACUCAGCUUCAACACACACAAGGAGCCUUAGUGGAGCAGCACGAGGUGACUCGUCGACUCAGCCAGAAGGUUACAGCUCUCUGUUGCUCACACCUGGAGGCCCACACCUCGGUCAUCCCAUCAUCAAACUCUGAAUCCCUGAUGGAGCUGGACAGGGAGGAGGAGGAGGAGGCCAAAGACGGGGCAGAAAGUGAAGAGAAGAGUAAACCUCCAGUCUUCUCGUACCAGACUCCUGGUCUGGAGAUCCUGCAGUGCAAGUAUCGUGUUGCUGUGACGGAGGUGGUGGAGCUGAAAGCAGAGCUGAAGGCCACGAGAGAGAAGCUGGCCCAGCGGCAUGAGGGAACCUCUGAGGAGAAACCAGGAAGAGUCACUCAGCUCCAGAAGCUCCAGGGGCAGAAGAGCUGCCGAGAAAGACACGAAAAGAUUUGUGAGCUGGAGCUGGAGCUGCAGGCAGCUCAGGGGACAGUCAGAGAGAGUAAGGGAGCUGUGUCUGCAGCGCAGGAGGAGCUGGUGGCUCUGAGUGAGGAGCUUGCACAGCUCUAUCAUCACGUGUGUUUCUGCAACAACGAGACGCCCAGCCGGGUCACGCUGGAUUACUACAGACAAGGCAGAGGACUGAAGGGCCUCAGCGCCACGCUCAGAGCCAUGUCCUCAGACAACAGCAGAGUUCUUCUCACACCACGCUUGUCCAGACGGAUGGCUGCGGUCACGUCCACGACCUCCUCUCCCGGGGAGGCACGGAGCUCCUCUGCACCUCCUUACAAAGAAGCUCUGCCUCUGAUGGGCAGGAAAAAUGAGGAGGUGGACAGGGAUGGCCUUCAGGCAGUAUGUGAGCAGAGUGCCCCCACCUGCACCCCCCCCACCUGUUCACCCAGUAUCAGUGCCUCGUCAUCUUCGUCAUCUUCGUCAUCACCGGCUCUGGAGCCUCUGGGUGAGCUGCGCAAGGAACCCAUGAACAUCUACAACCUCAGUGCCAUCAUUAGAGACCAGGUAAAGCACCUCCAGCGUGCUGUAGACCGGUCCUUCCAGCUCUCCAGACAGAGAGCUGCAGCCAGGGAACUGGCCCCUCUUCUGGAAAAAGAUAAGGAGAGCUGCAUGGAAGAGAUCCUUAAGCUCAAGUCCUUACUCAGCUCCAAGAGGGAGCAAAUAUUGACCCUUCGACUGGUCCUCAAGGCCAACAAACAGACAGCAGAGGUGGCUCUGACCAACCUGAAGAGUAAAUACGAGGCGGAGAAAUCCAUGGUGACCGACACCAUGAAGAAGCUGAGAAACGAGCUGAAGGCCCUGAAGGAAGACGCUGCCGCCUUCUCCUCUCUGCGAGCCAUGUUUGCCACCAGGUGUGAUGAGUACGUGAGCCAGCUGGAUGAGAUGCAGCGGCAGCUGGCUGCAGCCGAGGACGAGAAGAAGACUCUGAACUCUCUCCUGCGUAUGGCUAUCCAACAGAAGCUGGCCCUCACCCAGCGUCUGGAGGACUUAGCUUUUGAUCAAGAGCAGACAUGCCAUGCUCGCGGGGGCAGGGUAAGUCGAGGGAAGGCCGGUACCCCCAAAGUUAGUUCAUCAGCCUUGGCUUCAUCCUCCAGUGUUCCUCAAGGCUCCACUUCAGGUGCCUGUUGUUCUGGUCCCAGCUUCACCAGUCCUACUUCUGUACUUAGCCCAUCUGUGGCUAGAGCAGCAGUUCUUACCUCUCCUACAUCACACAAGCCCCCCCUUAGCCAAUCGUCACCAUCAGUCACCUUGCUAAUCAGGCCCCCUGCACCAGAAAGCCCUCCUUCUUUUAAGGCCCCCUCCUCUUCUUCAAUGCAAACGCCUCCUUCUACUCCCCCGAGGCUGACUCAUUCCAAGUGGGCCAUGGGGGUACGAACAUUUCUGGUCGAUUCCCCCAGUUUUGGUGUCAACAUGUCCCCUGGCCUGUCUCGUAGCUCAGCCCGGUCAAGGCUCUUCACCUCAGAUUCUCAUGCCUCCCCCACCAGAUCCAUCCAACCAGGAUCUGCCCCUUGCUCCCCCUUUCGCUCCCCUGUUCCAGGGCUUAGACACUCUACUUGGAACACCUCGGCCCGAACCCGUUCUCUGUCUAGCACGGCCCACUCUUCAGUCCUUUAUACUACUUCCUCAUCCUCUCUUUACUCCCCCUCCCACACCGGCUUUUACAGCUCCUCCCCCAUUUCUACCCCCUCUAGCUCCUACCUCAGUUCUGGCACGUCCUCCUCCUACAGCCACUCGAGCCAGUACACACCACUGUAUCCCAGAUACUACAGUCCAUAUCGGCCCCGGGAAUGA
Nematolebias whitei (Rio pearlfish) is the source of this 3456-nucleotide messenger RNA. Its product is annotated as protein bicaudal D homolog 1. The transcript is spliced from 11 exons. NCBI's taxonomy places the organism in Eukaryota, Metazoa, Chordata, Actinopteri, Cyprinodontiformes, Rivulidae. The record is from RefSeq and is a predicted model, not a curated record. Gene Ontology annotation, cellular component: cytosol; Golgi apparatus. Gene Ontology annotation, biological process: microtubule anchoring at microtubule organizing center; regulation of microtubule cytoskeleton organization; positive regulation of receptor-mediated endocytosis. Gene Ontology annotation, molecular function: dynein complex binding; dynactin binding; cytoskeletal adaptor activity. The coding region runs from base 79 to 3456 and encodes 1125 amino acids.